ACGGCCAGAGAUUAUGCCAUUCGAGUCCGGAGCCACGCGGCCACCACGGCCUCGCAUUCUCUCUAUUCGGGUGACAGCUUCAGGAACCUGGCAGACUUCCUCUGGCAGCCUUACAUUCAGCGAGCACCGCAGCUGCCUCUCACGCAUAGCCGGCCAUCCUCGCGCUUUGCCGUCCUCUACCACGUGUCGAGCCAAAAGGUUGUCAACAUCCCGUUUGGCACUGUUCGGGAGUUUGAGGCCCUCGGGGACUCGGCGCUCCCCGGCGCAGGCAGCUUUGCCUUGCUGCUGCUGCAGGGGUACCCUUCUCCUGAGUGGCUCAACACGCUCGGAGCAAGGUUCGGCAUCGACCCCGAGUUCUUCCAGCGCCAUCUCCUCUUCUCCUCGGCGUCCGUGAAGGGCAGCGUAGGCGGGUGCAUCCGAAAGCGGACGGCCACGCACAUCUUACCCUCAUGCCACGGAGACAUGGUGUCCCUGCAGAUUACCAAGAUUGCCUCGCGCCAGAGCGUCUCGCCGAGACACACCGAUCUCGACCAGGAGGGUCUGGACCAACUCAGGCGGCAGACCUCGGAGGAGAUGACGGCGUACAUGAGCAAACUGGCGAGCCUCAAUUCUCCGGGAGUCGCGGCGGCCGAUUCGAUCAUCCGGGAAUUCUCGGUCCACGGCCUGGACUACUUCUCAUUGGAACAGACCAUCUCGAUCGGCUUCCACGCAUGCGGCCAAGGAUGGCUAGGCAUCAUCUGGCACGACGCAGGCAGCCCGCUGGACCAGGGCCUCCGAGGUCCGUGGCAGACGAGAGCGAUCCGCUCCAACUCAUUCGACGUUACGUAUCUGCCGACUCCCGUACACACGCCAGGGGUGGCGCUCAGGAGCAAGAGGAGAAAAGCAGGCACUAGGGCCCAUGCCGACAACGACAGCCCUCAUGGCGGCCUGCAUGCCGGCACGAGUAACCGUGCACCUCCAGGAAACGAGACGACGAUGGAGCGCAUCUUGGAUGACUAUGCGCACCUCGUGGACUUGGACCGGGCUGUGAACGAUCCGUUCUACGCGCUGAGCCCUCUGUUCAGCUUUGCCGUCUUUUCCGAGAUGGAGAUACUCGAUCUCAUCGCCGCCAAGGUGCGCGACGAACUCGAUCACUCCCGCUUAACCGGGGACGGGGCAGCCACUACCAGCCCGACGCUCUCAAACCUUUUAUACAACCAGCAGAUCCUCCAGCGGCAUAUUCGCAACCUCCAGUCGCCCAUCAGCUACAUGGAAGCCCUUUGUUCCUCAGACGGGAACACGUCCGCCUCGCACGCAGCACCGCGCAGCGUCAAAAGCGACACCGUCAAGGCCAUGCUGGCCGACUACCGCUUCGCGCUCGCCUACGCCGAGGCCCUGGCGGCGGACUGCGUCCAGGGCAUGAGCAUCAUGGCGCACCACGCGGCGAUCCGCGAGUCGCAAAAGGCCAUCGCCGAGGCGCGCGGCGUGACGCGGCUGACGCGGCUGGCGACGCUCUUUGUGCCGCUGGGGCUCGUCACGUCCGUCUUCAGCAUGAACGUGCGCGAGAUCAACGCCGGGGACGGCCCGCCUCUGUGGGUCUGGGCGGUUGUCUCGCUGGUUGUGGGUGCGAUGAGCUGGGUUUGGGUGAGCCAUGAUUCUUCGGCGGCGGUGAGGCGGUGGUGGUGGAGGUGGCGCAAUAGUCCUGGUGAUGGUCUUAGGGGCAGGCUAGCGAUGACAGGGCAAUCACUCUAG
This is a messenger RNA of Thermothielavioides terrestris NRRL 8126, 1731 nucleotides long. RefSeq lists its product as uncharacterized. Gene Ontology annotation, molecular function: metal ion transmembrane transporter activity. The annotation marks the transcript as partial. Gene Ontology annotation, cellular component: membrane. Gene Ontology annotation, biological process: metal ion transport; transmembrane transport. The record is from RefSeq and is a predicted model, not a curated record. The transcript is spliced from 4 exons. NCBI's taxonomy places the organism in Eukaryota, Fungi, Ascomycota, Sordariomycetes, Sordariales, Chaetomiaceae.